This is a messenger RNA of Daphnia pulicaria, 1207 nucleotides long. RefSeq lists its product as uncharacterized. Lineage: Eukaryota; Metazoa; Arthropoda; Branchiopoda; Diplostraca; Daphniidae. Gene Ontology annotation, molecular function: protein heterodimerization activity; protein homodimerization activity. The record is from RefSeq and is a predicted model, not a curated record. Gene Ontology annotation, biological process: intrinsic apoptotic signaling pathway in response to DNA damage; extrinsic apoptotic signaling pathway in absence of ligand; regulation of apoptotic process. Gene Ontology annotation, cellular component: mitochondrial outer membrane. The transcript is spliced from 5 exons. The coding region runs from base 137 to 745 and encodes 202 amino acids.
UAUUGGCUAAAACUCGCCAUCUACUGGUCACACUCACACCAGCCUUCGUGUAGGUCGACGAUCUACUGUUUACGAUACGUAUGACGAUACGAUACUACGAUCUAUUGUUUUGAAUUUUUUUAUAGUGUUACGAUAAAUGGCACGGAAAAUUUACGAUCCAAAUGAAGAUGAAAAUUCUACGCCGUCCGAUUCUGAGCUGCAGAUUCAAAGCAGAGAGCUAUACACAAAUUUCGUUCGAGAAGAAAUUGAAUUACAAGGAUUACCAGUUCCAGAUGUUCCUGUACUUGAUAACAUUCAGUUCAGCAACCCUCUGUGGAUAUGCAAUGCUUCAAACUUGCGACAACUGGCUAAUGAGUUUUCUCAAUCACCACUUAGAAAUGAAGUUCGACUAAGAGCCCAAAGUGUUGAUUUGACUACCCUUAAUGGACAAAAUUUUAGUGAGAUGAUACAGGAGAUCUUCAGUGGGGGAACUUUAACAAGAGAAAGAGUCCUUGUAGUGUUUUUCUUUUGCUCAGAUGUCGCCUUGUUUGCACUGCAAAACCACACCCUGAAUCUUUUCUCCAAGUUGAUUCAAUGGAGCACAGAUUACAUUACAGGAAGAUUUUCAAAUUUCAUCUCUAGUCAAGGAGGAUGGACAGCUGUUUUGAAUAAUUCUAUUAAUACUUUGCUGAAGGUGUCAGCAACAGCUGCAUGUUGUGUAGCAGUAGUGGCCAUGCUGGUAUUCAUUAGGAAUAACUGGAAAUAGCCAAGCAUGACAAUAAACAAUUGCUCAACUAUUUAGUUCUAGUAAGUAGUAACAACUACAGUAUAUUACUAUAAGUAAACACACAAUUCAGCUAGUCACAUCACUUGUUUGUCAAGCUACUAACAAAAAAAAGUACCGGUUGGUUUACGGAAUUAUUCUGCAGCUAUUUUCUGACAAAUUUCAUCCGUAUAUUCGGAACAUUUUCCUUUACCUCCUAAAUCUGCAGUUAAAUACUUCCCUUCCUGCAAAAUCAUGGGAAAAAAGACCAAGAUGACAGUCUAUAACAACAUGAUAAAAUUAAUUAUUAUAGCUAUCUAACCUUAAUUGUGGCAUAGCACGCUCUUUCGAUUUUUGCAGCAUGUUCGGGGAGAUUCAUGUAGCGCAACAUCAUGACGGCUGACAACAACAGGGCCGUUGGAUUAGCUUUAUCUUGACCAGCAAUGUCAGGUGCUGUUCCAUGAA